Molecule: messenger RNA, 1089 nt
Organism: Onychomys torridus (southern grasshopper mouse)
Lineage: Eukaryota; Metazoa; Chordata; Mammalia; Rodentia; Cricetidae
Gene: Cldn17
Product: claudin 17
Exons: 1
Coding region: 133-807 (224 amino acids)
Biological process (GO): cell adhesion; bicellular tight junction assembly
Cellular component (GO): plasma membrane; bicellular tight junction
Molecular function (GO): structural molecule activity
Source: RefSeq, a predicted model, not a curated record
UAAGACUAACACAUCAUGGGCAGCAGGAGGGGAGAAGACCAGACACUCCUCUAGACUAGAAGAUUCCUUCACCUUCUGCAUCUUGGGCAUCUUCUACCCUUCUAGGCUGGACCCGUCUGCAAAGAAGAGACAAUGGCAUUUUAUCCCCUUCAGAUUGCUGGACUGGUUCUUGGGUUCUUUGGCAUGGUUGGGACGGUUGGCACAACACUUCUGCCUCAGUGGAGAGUAUCAGCUUUCAUUGGCAGCAACAUUAUUAUCUUUGAGAGGAUCUGGGAAGGGCUUUGGAUGAACUGCAUCCAGCAAGCUAUGGUCACACUGCAGUGCAAAUUCUAUAACUCCAUUUUGGCUCUUCCACCAGUAUUGGAAGCUGCACGGGCACUCAUGUGUGUGGCUAUAGCUCUCUCCUUGAUUGCUGUUAUUAUUGGCAUCUGUGGCAUGAAACGGAUCCAGUGCACCGGCUCCAGUGAGAGGGUCAAAGCCUACUUGCUGGGAAUCUCAGGAGUCCUCUUUAUUCUGACUGGUAUCUUCGUUCUGAUUCCAGUGUCCUGGACCGCCAAUAUCAUCAUUCGGGAUUUCUAUGACCCAACCAUCCACGUAGGUCAGAAGCGAGAGCUUGGAGGAGCGCUCUUCCUUGGCUGGGCGACGGCUGCUGUCCUCUUCAUUGCAGGGGGGCUGCUCUGUGGAUAUUGCUGUUGCAACAGAAAAGAACAGUGUCACAGAUAUCCAGCCCCACCAUACCGUGUUCCACAAAAAGAUAACCAAAGGAAGGUGACAGUGCCUAGCAAAACCUCUACCAGCUAUGUCUAAGGCUUGCUUUCAACAUUGGCCCAUGGCUUAUGCUCAUGUGUUUUGUAUUCUCCCCAGAAACUGUGAGUACAUCAGGCAAGAGAACUACCUUUAUAGCAGAUUUAAAUUGAGAUGAAACUUUUGAUAUUUUUACCUGAGGCAGGAAUACAAAUGACUUAUUUGGACAUUCUGAUUUCCUGUGUAUUACCUGUACUCACUCUUGUCGGACUCGAUAGUUAUUGCAAUUUAUAUAGCCAAAUAUCAAGUAUAUUCUCAGUUAUUGACAUGUGAUGAUGGUGAAUA